This is a messenger RNA of Hirsutella rhossiliensis, 1137 nucleotides long. RefSeq names its product BSD domain-containing protein. The coding region runs from base 1 to 1137 and encodes 378 amino acids. The transcript is spliced from 4 exons. Lineage: Eukaryota; Fungi; Ascomycota; Sordariomycetes; Hypocreales; Ophiocordycipitaceae. The record is from RefSeq and is a predicted model, not a curated record. Gene Ontology annotation, cellular component: cytoplasm.
AUGGAUCUCGCCUACGACUACAUGCAGGAUGACGCCCAUCCCAAGGACCAGGGCGUCGCAGCCAGUGCCUCCCAUCCCGAGCAACAGCCAUCGCUCAACGACGACAUUCAGGACGCGUACAAGGCCAUAUCCUCCAGUGCCUGGGGCAUCAAGAUUGGCGGCUUCCUUGGGACGGUCGUCAAACAGGGCGAGUCCGUCUACAAUCAAGCCCAGAAGGAACUUGCCGAGGUCGGCGAAGAUGCGACAAAGGGCCUCACCGACCUUCGCGAGUCCAUCAUGAGCCGCACGAGGUCUUUGACACAGAACACCAUCCAGGCGCCAGACUCAAGAGACGGCGACGACAGCCAGUCCACUCCCACGAGGCUUCAGCUCGAGGCGGCCAAACGCCUCAAAGACCUCCAGCGCGCCGAAGAUGCCGCCGACGAAGCCCUUCUCCGCUUCGGCGGCAACGUGCGAGACUUUCUCCGAGAUGCCAUCAACAUUGCCCCUCCCGAGGAAUCCGCGCCGGGAAGCGGCACUGUGCUCUUCGAGAGCAAGGAUGCGCAGGGGAGGCGCGUCAUUCACACCUCUAGGUUUGAUGCGCAGCUGCACGUCAUACACGCCUCGGCCGAUCGCUUCACCGAGGACCCGUCGGGUGCGGAAUUCGAGACGUGGGCCCUCGACUUUGACGUAGAGCAGAGGACAGAAGACAUCAGCAGCGAUCUCGCCAAACACCCCGAGCUGCGAAGCACCAUGGAGCAGCUAGUGCCGGACCGGGUCCCCUACGUCGACUUCUGGAAACGCUACUACUUUUUCCGCCACGGCAUCGAAACGGCUGAGUCUAGACGACGGGAUCUCCUCAAAGCCGCAUCUGCCGAGGACGAAGUAGGGUGGGACGACGAUUCCGACGACGAGGCCGCUCCAAAAGAGGCUUCCAAGGAAAAAGCAGCCUCUGCAACGUCGUCCACAACUCUUCAGCCCCAGACGCAAUCCCAGUCAAGUCCAACCGAGGCCCGGAAAUCCAACGACGAAAAGAGUGUGGCGGAUAGCGAAGCCAGCUACGACGUCGUAGGUGCAGCGUCGGGCAAGACGAGCCAGGCCCCGAACAGCCCCAAGGAGGGCAAAAGGGCCGACGACAGCGACGACGACUGGGAAUGA